CUCAAUUCUCCACCAACACAAUGUAUCUUGCCGCAUGAUAAUUUUGUCCGGGAUUUGAGCGCUGUUUCCAGGAUAACCAUGAACGUCUUUAAACUCCUCUCUCGCUCGUCGAAAGCCGCACAUUCUGCGCCCGCGCAGAAGCUUCCUUCCUCCGGCGCAGUCGCGAACCCGCAGCUGUUUGGCCACGACGAACCUGCCGCACCUGCACCCGAGACAAAAAAGAGCAAAAAGCGAAAGAGAGGGAAGGAUGCAGAAGAUGCAUCUGCACCGCUGCCAGCAGAACUAGAUUUCUUUGGCUUGUCAAAAAAAGAUGACGCAGAGUCUACCGCUCAAGCCGCAGAAAAGAAACAAAAGCGCACCAGCCAAACACAGCCUGAUGCCGAGUUCAAUGGCGCACACGAAGAGCAGGAAACAGAGCCCUACGACGCGGACGAGAGCAAGCGGAUACUGCGGUCGCACAAGCUGAAGGUUACCGUGCUGGAAGACUUUGCGCCACCAGAGGAGGAAGUUCAGUCUGAGAAGAAGAAAAAGAAGCAGAAGAAGGAAAAGAAGGUUGUGGAGAAGAAGAAAGACUCGAAGAAGCAGCUGUUUCCUCAGCCACUUACUUCGUUUUCGCAGCUACGGUCACAAUAUGGCAUUUCGAGGAGGUUGGCGGAGAAUCUGAACGAGCAGGCGUAUACACUGCCGACUGAGGUGCAGCUUGGCACGCUGCCGCUGCUUCUGCGGUCGAGAAAGGCAAGCGCGGAGGGUCAAAAUGGCGGUGCGAAUGCUUCCGGUGCUGAGUAUGGAGGCGACAUUGAUCUUUUGAGUGUUGCUCCUACGGGCAGUGGAAAGACCAUUGCAUUCUUGAUACCCAUCAUCGAUGCGCUCUUGUCGGAGAAAGCAGAAGAAUUUGAAAGCGAAGACGGCCCACGAGCUAUCAUCAUAGCACCUACACGGGAGCUGGCGUCGCAGAUCGUCAAUGAGGCCAGGAAGCUUUCCAAGGGGACCGGGCUAAAGGCAACGCUUAUGAAGAAAGGCAUGGAAGUCGUGGAGAGACCAGAAGAAGAAGACGUCAAGGACGAGGCAGAUGCUGCUGACGAUUCGGAGCAAGAUGACGAGAGCGUUUCGGACAGUGCUGACGAGGGCAAGGCUGUACAACCCAAGAAGCGGAAGCGGAGACGAGCCGACAAAGUCAAGGCUGCAAUACUUGUCACUACGCCAGCAGCGUUGCUCAACGCGCUCAAGCAAAAUGAUGGUUCCGUCGCCGAGCUCCCAAGCGUCCGCCAUCUCGUCCUUGACGAGGCCGACGUGCUCCUCGACCCUCUCUUCCGCGAGCAGACUCUCUCAAUAUGGAACGCUUGCGUCAACCCCCUCCUUCGCAUCGGCCUCUGGUCCGCAACAAUGGGCUCCAACAUCGAGUCCCUCGCCAUUUCCACCCUGAAUACCCGCUGGACCUCACUUUCAUCCUCAAACGCAAUCCUGCCCUCUCGUCGCCCACUCGUACGCCUAGUUGUCGGCCUCAAAGACACCGCCAUUCCAAACAUCGCCCACCAGCUCACCUAUGCUGCAACCGAACAGGGCAAGCUGCUCGGUCUCCGCCAACUCCUACACCCUACUGCUCUACCCACAAACAGCAGCGGUCCCUCGCUUCGCCCUCCUUUCCUCGUCUUCACGCAAACCAUCCCCCGCGCCAUCGCGCUGCAUUCUGAACUGCUCUACGACAUUCCACCCGAGGCGGGCGGCAGCUCCCGCAUCGCCGUGCUUCAUGCAGACUUGUCUGGCACUGCGCGCGAGAGCAUCAUGACCAAGUUCCGUCGUGGCGACAUCUGGGUGCUGAUCACAACGGAUCUCCUCGCUCGCGGGGUCGACUUCCGGGGUCUCAACGGCGUCGUCAACUACGACGUGCCGAACAGCGCAGCCGCGUACGUGCAUCGCGUCGGCCGAACCGGGCGCGCGGGGCGUGCAGGCGGCGUCGCUGUCACGCUGUACACGCAGGACGACAUCCCCUAUGUGAAGCUCAUUGCGAACGUGAUUCGCGCAGCGGAGAAGCUACGCGGGGUCCCUGAGGAAGAGCAGAGCGUGAAGCAGUGGCUGCUCGACGCGCUGCCGACGCCAACGAAGCGGGAGAAACAGGAGCUUAAGAAGAAGGGUGUUGAGGCGAGGCGAAAGGCGAAGACGGAGGAUGGGAAGAACACGGCGAGGAUCAGUACGAAGAGUGGAUAUGAGAGGCGUAUUGAGAACAAGAAGAGGGGUGCAGUGAAGGGGAGUAAGCAGCGUGCGGGACAGGAAAUGCGGAAGGUGGAUGAUGUGAGCGAGAGUGAGUUUGAGGGCUUUGAGUAGCCAUUUGGCAGUAUCAAUGAAGUGGCAGAUAGUUCUGUGCCUUCUCCAAAAGUAUAUAUACC
Messenger RNA from Paraphaeosphaeria sporulosa, 2384 nucleotides. RefSeq names its product P-loop containing nucleoside triphosphate hydrolase protein. The record is from RefSeq and is a predicted model, not a curated record. Lineage: Eukaryota; Fungi; Ascomycota; Dothideomycetes; Pleosporales; Didymosphaeriaceae. Gene Ontology annotation, cellular component: 90S preribosome. The transcript has a single exon. Gene Ontology annotation, biological process: maturation of SSU-rRNA. Gene Ontology annotation, molecular function: ATP binding; nucleic acid binding; RNA helicase activity. The annotation marks the transcript as partial.